AUGAACGCAAUAACUAAGUCCGUAAAUGUUACUUAUUUUCUGAGAGCAUCUACUACUGCUGUGUCAAAUGGAUCAUCAUGUAUUGUCACAGUAAAUAAGGGCAAGAAAGAAAAAGUUACGAGUGUUCCUUCUAUUACUCCGAAAACCUCCUACACUCUUGCUCAAAAUAGUUAUACUGGGCCUAUCCGCAUUAGCUCUGGACCCGCAGUGAGCACUCAAAUUUCUCAGCACCGUUUGGCUCAUACCGAUAUUCGAGUACCAAGUUUUGAUAAUUAUCGAAAAGAUAUUUCAAAAGAUCCAACUGCCAACACACGAGGAAAUGCGCCUGAGAAAGAAAAUAUUGCAUAUGCCGUUGCAGCUGGUACUGGCUUAGCUACGGCAUAUGGAGCAAAGAGUGUAGUUCAAAGUCUUGUCCUAAGUAUGGCACCUUCUGCAGAUGUUUUAGCUGUUUCCAAAAUUGAAGUGAAACUAUCUAACAUUCCAGAAGGACAAAGUAUGGUUUUCAAAUGGCGAGGAAAACCUCUAUUUAUUCGUCAUCGGUAAGAUUAAAAAGUAUUUGAGUAUUAAUAAAAUUAAUACAUUUGAAUCUCGCCAUAAAACGAUUAGUUUCUUUCUCAGAUUAUAAUGAUACCUGACUUAUAAAAGAGAUAGCGCAUAGUUUAUAAUGAGGUUCAAUUGUAUUUUUGUUUUCUUUUCUUUAUAAAUGCACGGCAUUGAUUUUGUUGAUUGAUAAUAGUACACUAAUGUGAUACUGACGUUAACCAUCAUCUUAAAAUUUUCAAUUUUUUUUUUAUUAAAAUCAAUUA
Messenger RNA from Cotesia congregata, 806 nucleotides. Lineage: Eukaryota; Metazoa; Arthropoda; Insecta; Hymenoptera; Braconidae. The record is from the annotation of a GenBank genome assembly.